GUUUUCUUUCGCUGGUUCUCAGUCGCUAAUUUGCGUUAUUUGGUGUUUUGCGUUUGUAUUCCGACACGAACGAGCUCGGUCCUGCUCAGCAGCCUAUCAGAGCCGUGCUCGGGGGAGAGGCGAGUUUUCUUACCCUGCUGCUGUUCUCCUACAGAUGCUGCAGCUGCAGAUAAACCAGUUUGGGGAGAAAGCUGUUGUUUGUUAGCUUUUCAGGUGCAGUGCACAUCCGCGUCACUUCUCCCUACCUGUUACCCAGGUCAUGUGAUCACGGAAAAGCCCCGGUGUACUUCGGCAGUUUUUCAGAGAGAGACAGAGUCCACGGAUUUACAGCUGCGGAGUCGCGUAGCGCUGUAUUCAUCUCCUCCCGGUGUUUCCAGGAACAAAAAAAAGGACAUUUCAAUGUUUUUCAAGGAUAAUGUGAAGCUGUUUUGAGCGCAGGACUUGGCUACGGAUUCUGAAGACCCACUGCGUGUCGCGUGAACUUCAAAGUGUGUCUGCUGUCCUGUUGAAGAGCGCCAGUCGGAGUGAGUGAGGACGAGGAGGAGCACAAAAAUGGCAUGGUGGCGUGUGGCAGCACUCCUGAUGCUGCUGUGUGUUGCCCACUUUGACUGCGAUCAGCCUCACACCCACUUUUCCUCCCUCACCACCAUCAACAACGUGGUCCAGGACCCUCACACAGGCCGAAUCUACCUGGGCGCCAUCGACGCCGUCUACCAGCUGGACUCUAAUUUACAGAAGGAGAGCACAGCUCAGACAGGCCCCAAGAAAGACAGCCCGAACUGCACGCCACCCAUCACUGCCCAGUGCGCCGAGGCCGUGGAAACGCACAACGUCAACAAGCUUCUGCUGGUGAACUCGGCUAACGGCACGCUGGUGGUGUGCGGCAGUAUCUUCCGCGGCAUCUGCUCCCUGCUCAAUCUGAGUAACGUUGAGCAGCACGUGUACUACAGUGACACCAAGGGAGAGAAAACGUACGUGGCCACGCCAGACAGGUCGGUCUCAGUUGUGGGUGUGAUCUCAACCUUUACCAAAGGCAAAACCCCAGUCCCAGAAAAAAAGCUGAGUGUUUUCCUAGUGGCCCAAGGCUAUGGCAGCUCAGACAGCGUGAAGCUGGUGAGCACGCGUCUGUUGCAAAUGAACGAUGACAUGGACAUAUUUGAGAACAUCGUGGAGACCUCCACGGUGCAGGCGGGCCCGUACAUGCAGCGGUACCAGCACGACUUCCGCUUCGCGUUCAAGCACGAAGGCUAUGUCUACUUUCUGUUCUCGCGAGCAAAGGACACCAGUGACAACCGCAAGCUCAGCUUCGUGGCUCGCCUGUGUGACAACGACCAGAAUUACUACUCCUACAUAGAGCUUCAGCUCAACUGCAGCACGGGUGGAGACAAUGUCUACAACAAGGUGCAAGCAGCAUACCUGACCUCUCCGGGCCCAAUUCUCGCCCAAAACCUCAGCUCCAAUGGCAGUUUACCAGAAGACGAUAAGGUGCUGUUUGCGGUGUUCAGCAAAGCGGAUAGCUUGGAUUCAGCACUCUGCAUGUAUCCUCUGAGCAGCAUCAACCGCAGGCUCAAAGAGGCCAUCGAAUCAUGUUAUAGAGGAGAAAACAUUGGCACAAAGCCCAUAGCAGUCACCUCACCCUACUCUACCAAAAACGAUCAGCUUUGCUCUAAGAGAGGGAAUAUGUACAACUCGUACCCUUGUGGAGCCGAGUUUUUGCCGUCUCCUUUGGCCACUACAGACGAAUACGCUUUAAGAUCCAGCCCUAUAUAUGCCAGGAAGAGCUUGUUAACGUCUGUGGCCGUGUCCGUGGUGAACAACAACACUGUGGCUUUCGUAGGCACUAACAUGGGAGAAGUGCUUAAGAUUCAUCUGACCGGUCAUGCCGACGUGUAUGGCAAAUUUCCAGGAGACGGUACUGAUAGUCCGGUUAACAAAUCCAUGUUCUUCGAUUCCAGCAGGGAUCAUCUGUACAUUACCACUCUGAAGAAGAUCACUAAAGUUCCAGUGCAGGCAUGUGAACAGAAGAAAGACUGCCACUCGUGUGUGAGUCAGAGGGAUCCAUACUGUGGCUGGUGUGUACUGGAGGGCCGGUGCACCAGAAAAAAGGAAUGCAGUCGAGGAGAAGAGAAGGACGCCUGGCUGUGGAGCCCCAACCAGAAGUGUGUAGCCAUUCAGUCUUUCGAGCCUCCCAGCCUCAGCUGCAAGAAGACCAACCAGGUGAAGUUGACUCUCUCCCCACUCCCCAGCAUUGUAAAUGAUAAGCUGAAGUGUAUAUUCGGUAGUUUUGAAAGCCAGGCUGAGAUGAACAACCGUCAAGUCAUCUGCACUUUACCAAAUGUAGUGGACAUUCCACCUACACCUGAGACGCAAGAUUUUGUAGCGGUGCCUGUGAAGAUCAUGGUGAACGGCGACAUUGAGGUAACACACGGCGAAUACAAGUUCUACAACUGUGCGGCGGUUGUGAAGAAUGCAGUAAAUACACCGUGUAUAGCAUGUGUGAUGAGUCAGUGGGGCUGCCAGUGGAACACACUGGCUCACACGUGCAAUGACAAGGACGACUCUGUGGAGGGCAACAUCAUUAAGCAGAACAAGCGUGACCAGUGUCCUCAGUUUGAGAACUUGGAGCCAAAACUCAUUCCUGUGGGCUUCAAAACUCCCAUCAUGUUUGAAGGCAAAAAUUUGGAUAAGUACAAAGAGAAAAUGUUCCAGAUCGGCACCGAGCUCAUGAAGCAGGUGGGCGACGUGACUCUUUCGGAUUCAAAGUUCCGCUUCGGUGGUUAUGAGUUUGCUUACAACAAAAAGCCGGAGGUGAAUGUGUCGUUCUUUGUGAAGGAUAAGGAGACGGAGAAGAGGAUUGACAGCACACUCCAGGUGGUGCUGUAUAAUUGCUCAGUGGGCCGUGAGGACUGCAGUCUGUGUAAAAACGCAGACACGAAAUAUAAGUGUGUAUGGUGCGACACCACACAGUCCUGCAUUUAUUCUAGUCUUUGUAUGAAAGAGCUUGAGCAGUGCCCUGCUCCCACCAUCACAGAUAUCACACCACACUUCGGACCCAUGAAGGGGCAAAUCUCGGUUACUAUAAAAGGAUCCAAUCUGGGGAUUAAAAAAGAAGAUAUCAAGAGAAUCACUGUGGCAAAUGUGCCAUGUGUACACCAGGCAGACCGAUACACCGUCUCCACUAGUGUCGUGUGUAAGAUCGGACCAUUGCCUGACCCUCCGAUGGAUCUGCCAGAUGAGAGGCUGUCUGGACCAGUAAUGGUGGAGGUAGAGGGGAAGGUAGCCAGGGUAUCCACAGUUGUGUUCACAUACAGGAACCCCAUGCCUAAGGAGGUGUACCCCACAAAAGGUCCGCAAGACGGUGGGACAAUUAUCACCAUCUUGGGUCAAGACCUGUACACGGCUUCUAAAGAUGACAUAAGUGUCACAGUGGGAGAAGUGCCCUGUGAAGUCCUUGACUUCGGACCUCAAAUCACAUGCAAGACAGGUCCGUAUAAAAACCUUCAGGUUCCGUCGGGGCCACUCCGAGUCACAGUGAAAUACGGCGAGAGCACCUCCGUCGUCGUGAGCGACAGCACCUUCACCUACGCCACCAAUCCCAAGAUCACCAGCUACUCUCCUCAAGCAAGCUUCAUAUGCGGAGGCCGUAAGAUCUCAGUGGUGGGAACAGGAUUUGAUCUGGUUCAGAGAGCCAUUAUGAGAGUGCUGCCCUCUGCUGACGAGUUCAACUUGCAUCCCAGCAAUGCUGAGUUUGUGCAGAAGGUUAUUAGUAAGAACGAAACCGUCCUGGAGUUCCUCUCUCCAGCCGUGAACGUGAGUCUUGAGGAUCAGUCUUUAAGGACCGUCCUCGAGCUCGACAACAUUCAGGAGAACCUGACCGAGUUCGAGUACCACUCCAAUCCCGUGUUCGAGAAGAUGAACGACAAAUCCAUCAGUGCAGGAAGCAUCAUUAUCGUUCACGGUCAAGGUCUCUCCAAGGCCAUGACUGCUCAAGAGGCACAGGCGUUUGUUGGAGACCAGCAGUGCGUCGUGACCGUCCUGCACGACGAUAAGCUGUUCCUCGAGGCCCCGUCCACGCCUCCCAAAGCUCGCUCCAGGCGCCAGCGCAGAGACACCAGUUCGGAGACUUUGGACCUGGUGAUUAUGUUCGGCCAAGCCGAGUUCAACGUGGGCACCGUACGUUACGAGAAGAAGAGUGAGGUUCCGCUAUACAUCAUCAUCCCUGCGGUCAUCCUGCCCAUGCUGCUGUUCAUUGCGGUGUCUGUGUACUGCUAUAGGAGAAAGAGCCAGCAAGCAGAGAGAGAGUACGAAAAGGUGAAGCACCAGUUGGACAGUCUGGAGGAGAGUGUGCGGGAUCGCUGUAAAAAAGAGUUCACAGAUCUGAUGAUUGAGAUGGAAGACCACACCAGCGAUCUGAGCGAGGCCCGGAUUCCCUUCUUGGACUACAAGAAUUACACGAAUCGGGUCUUUUUCCUUCCCUCUAAAGACGGCGCCAAUGACGUGAUGAUCACUGGCAAACUGGACAUCCCAGAAACCCGCCGGGCCACCGUGGACCAGGCACUAAAUCAGUUCUCCAACCUGCUCAACAGCAAGACCUUCCUCAUCAAUUUCAUCCGUACCCUGGAGAGCCGGCAAGAGUUUAAUGCCAGAAAUAAGGUGUACUUCGCCUCGUUGCUGACAGUGGCCCUGCAUGGGAAGCUGGAGUACUACACGGACAUCAUGAGAACACUCCUGCUGGAGCUGAUGGAGGAACAUGUGCACAGCAAAAACCCCAAACUGAUGCUCCGCAGAUCAGAGACCGUAGUUGAGAGGAUGCUAUGUAAUUGGAUGUCCAUUUGCCUCUACCAGUUCCUCAAGGACUCAGCUGGUGAGCCACUCUACAAGCUUUUUAAAGCUAUUAAGCACCAGGUAGAUAAAGGCCCAGUGGACGCCAGGCUGAAGAGGGCCAAGUACACUCUGAAUGACACAGGGCUGCUGGGAGAUGAUGUGGAGUACUGUUUCCUGACUCUGCAGGUGCUGGUCCAUGGCGAGGGUCCUGAUGUCAGCCCGGUGAAAGUGUUGAACUGUGACACUAUCUCACAGGUGAAAGAGAAAAUCAUUGAACAGGUUUACCGGAACCUUCCUUAUUCCCAGAGACCUACCGUCGAGAGCGUCGCCCUGGAAUGGCGUCCCGGCUCAACAGGGCAGAUCCUGUCUGAUAUGGAUUUAACAUCUCAGAAGGAGGGCAGGUGGAAACGUCUCAACACUUUGGCACAUUACAAUGUGCGAGACAAUGCCACUCUCGUUCUGUCAAGAGUUCUUCACACUCAACAGUCUUUCGACCAGAACCAGGAGAGCCAUGAAGAAAGAAGUGCUCUGCUGGAGGAUGAUAAAGUGUUCCACCUGGUGCGGCCCGCAGAGGAGCUAGAUGAAGUGAAGUCCAAGAGGGGCAGCAUGAAGGACAAGGCCCCCAUUAAAACCAUCACUGAAAUCUACCUGACCAGGCUGCUGUCCAUGAAGGGCACGUUGCAGCAGUUCGUCGAUGAUUUCUUCCGCAGCGUGUUGUGUUCGGGGGCCACGGUCCCUCCAGCUGUCAAGUACUUCUUCGACUUCCUGGACGAGCAAGCACACAAACAUGACAACGUAGACGAGGAAACCAUCCACAUAUGGAAGACCAACAGUUUGCCUCUGAGAUUCUGGGUUAACAUCCUGAAAAACCCCCACUUCAUCUUUGACGUGCACGUAACUGAGGUAGUGGAUGCCUCGCUGUCCGUCAUCGCCCAGACCUUCAUGGAUGCCUGCACUAAGACCGAGCACAAGCUGACCCCGGAGUCUCCAAGCAACAAGCUUCUCUAUGCAAAAGAGAUUCCUACAUAUAAGAAGAUGGUCGAAGAUUAUUAUAAAGGCAUCCGUCAGAUGGUGCCAGUGAGCGACCAGGACAUGAACACACACCUGGCUGAGAUCUCACGGUCCCACACAGACCAGUUGAACACCCAGGUUGCCCUGCACCAGCUGUAUCAGUAUGCCAGCAAGUACUACGAUGGAAUCAUCUCAUCACUAGAGGACGACCCCGCAGCUCAGAGUAAGCAGCUGACCCUUCGACUGCAGCAGAUCGCAGCCGCACUGGAGAACAAAGUCACGGAUCUUUAGUGUCGCGUCUCCCUGGCCAGAGCACAGCAGACCCACGCUACCAAUCCUCACCGGGUCUUACAGAUGAAAGAACGUGUUUGAAUGAAAAGAUACAGAGGACUUGCGCAGCCUUUCACAUUUACCACGACUAGCUUGUUUCUUUUCUUCGGUAUGCGGCAGGAUCAGUACAGCCCGAGUGAGCUGGGUGACGCAGUAAAAAGACUGGUUAUGGCUGAAGCCCUGGCCUUUUACGGUACGGACGCGUCACAGCUCUUCACUGACCAAUAUUCUAAGUAGUGUCCGUUUUUGCAGUUUUCAGUAAUAAUCAGAUUAUUCUUUCCUGUGCAGAUGAAAUUCAAAUAGUAUUAUAUUUAUAUAUUUUUUACACAGAAUGGAUUUAUUGUCAUUUCGGUUUCAUAGCCACUAUGUUUCCAGCUUGAGGCAAGGUCAUUGAGGUCACUUCCUGUGGAAUUUGUAUCGCUAUAGUCUCAUGGCUCAGCAUUUCUGUCUGCUCGGAGUAAUGCCUUUACAGUUAGCGCUUUUAUGUUUCCGUGGCAUCGGUUUGUGUUGUUGAUUUCCACGACUUUGUCCACUUUUGCCCUUUUGGGAAUGCAGGGUUAGGCUAGUAUCGUUGCUAGAAGACGUUAGAUGAGGGUUGUUGAUCUUAUUCUUGUUUUUAUGUUUUGCUGUAACACAAGUUGCCAGCAUAUAGUAAAUAGCCAGCAAAUAAUGGUUUCUUCUGAACUGAGGGAUGACUCUGGGUCUUCACUCGCCAUGUCCCAUAA
This is a messenger RNA of Ictalurus furcatus (blue catfish), 6890 nucleotides long. RefSeq names its product plexin b2a, tandem duplicate 1 (gene plxnb2a.1). Bases 553 to 6126 code for a protein of 1857 amino acids. Gene Ontology annotation, cellular component: semaphorin receptor complex; membrane. Gene Ontology annotation, molecular function: protein binding; semaphorin receptor activity. The record is from RefSeq and is a predicted model, not a curated record. Gene Ontology annotation, biological process: regulation of GTPase activity; regulation of cell migration; semaphorin-plexin signaling pathway involved in axon guidance. The transcript is spliced from 37 exons. NCBI's taxonomy places the organism in Eukaryota, Metazoa, Chordata, Actinopteri, Siluriformes, Ictaluridae.